CGUCUCGAGCCAGUUUUCCCCGUGGCGUGGCCCGAGACAGUCGUCAGUCCCUAGCUGCUCGCAGUUGGGACCUGCACACCAACCCCCGGACGCGCAGUGAUCCGAGUAGUUCAGUUAGUGGUGCACUUGCGAGUUGGUUUGGUGUCCAGUGUGUCUUGUCUGUUCGGUGCUAACACAAAAUCCACAAAAUCGGAGCCAGUUGGUUGCGCACCAGGGCCCCCCGCGUUCGCCACUUCAGUGAAUCGUGUUCUCGAAACAGCUCUGCAGCUGUUUUGACAGUCCAGCCGCAUUAUCACACACUUCGCCGGUGACACAGCGCUCAUCCGCCAGGGCCGAGGCAGCCACCGAAGCGCCCUGAACGCAACGUCAGCAAGCCCUCCUCGCUCGUGCGGUCGUCGAAGAAAAACGAUGGAGCGCGAAUCGGAACAGAUGCAGGCGUCGCAGCCGACCAUGUGCCGCUCAGGGUGCGGAUUCUACGGCUCGGCGGCCACUGACAACAUGUGCUCGGUGUGCUACAAGGAGCAGCUCAAGAAGAAGCAGCAGCCUCCUCAGGACGCGCGUCCCGCCGUCCUCAGCACGCCGCAGCAACAGUCGAGCGCACCCCUCUUCCCCAUGUCCAGUUCCUCGAGCAUGGAGACAGCGCAACCCACAAUCCCCGCCAUCCCCGUCUCCCCCAGCGACCUUCUCUCGAAAGAUCUGUGUGCCGAUCUCGAGGGUGCUGGCGCGAGCAAUUCGAUCAUAAGCGAGGGCUCCGAUGUCGACGCGUCAAAACUGGCCGACGACGCGGGCUCGGACAAGGACUCCAAUGGAAAGGCAAAGAAGAAGAAUCGAUGCGUUACCUGCCGCAAGAAGGUCGGCCUCACAGGCUUCGAGUGCCGCUGCGGAGGCUUGUACUGCUCACUGCACCGGUAUUCGGACAUGCACGAGUGUUCGUUCGACUACCGAGAGUUGGGCGCCCAGGAGAUCCGGCGCAACAACCCCGUCGUGGUCGGCGAGAAGAUUCAGAAGAUAUGAGGGGCUUGUGCUUUCACCUUCUGUACCUUCUCGUGAUGGCCUUGAAAUAGACUGAUUUGCCGCCGCCGCAUCAGGGAGUGAGCUGCUGGUUUUACUUUAUGCUUUAGUUCAUUCGAAGAGGAAAAACGCGAAUAAAUACUAGUUAAAUAAUUGCAUGACACACAAAACACACACACGACACACACGGAAAGGUGAAAUUAAUACACACUUCUACUACUACAACUACUGCUACACACACGUGAGUUUAGACGACGAAGAGGAAUUUUCCAAGAUGAACACACAUACACACACACACACUUCCGUACGUAUGAAGAAACACCGCGAUCUGUCCAUUACUGCUAACACAAAGAAGGAAGAAAGGACGAAGGCUUCUCUCCCUCCUCACCAGCCAAGAUUAAAUACUGAACUCUCGAAAUAUCAAAAAACCAAGCAACGGGGUCAGCCAACAAAGUGAACUAACUAAUAAUAAAUAAAUUAAUUAAUACAAAAGAGUCGGAAUAAUCACACUUGUAAGCUGAAUUCUUCGUUUGUAGCGGAAGGAAAGACUUUGUUUGAUUGCUGUUUUCAUAGUUAUUCAUUUACGGUUUAUCAUUACUCAAAAUAGCGACCAGUGGACAAUGUUAUAAUCCAGAGUUUUUGGUGUUUCCAGCUGCUAAUGAUUCGUAUCUGGUUUUACUUUGUGCGUGUUUGUGUGAGUGAGGCGAAUGGCAAAAAGCUGCUAAAACCACAAGUCGAUAAUUGAUUUUGUUUGGACGAGUGCGACAACAAUAAUUCUUGUAUAUUUUCGGUUUGACACCUUUUUGGAGUGAACUUGUGAGAUAAAAUUAUAUAAAUAAAGAAAGAAUCCAACGUGUAUAGAAAAUUAUGUCGAACAAGGCGUGUAUCUGUUUUCACCCGUCUCCACUGUGUGUUUUCUCCAUUUUUGACAUAGUGGAUGCGAGCGAGUCCGCCCCGUUUUUGUUUGCAUUCUUCUUCUUCUUCCCUCUCUUCGCAAUUGACGAAACUUGUAAAAGAAAUCAUUAUUGCAUAAUAACUUUACUGAUGCCGAUCGGAAGAAUCGUUCUUGUUCGUUAGGGGUCCUUAUCGUAGCUUGAAGUGUGAUUUAAAUUUAUUCUAUUAUUUAAAAUAAUUAAUGAAGAAAAUAUCGUUUGUUACAAUUUAUCAUUUCAAAUAUCAUCUAAUUAUACGCCGAUAUAGCCUGUCUUGUGUGUAAGAAGAAGUUGAUGGUUACUAUCACGAAAAACAGACACUCUUUUUCUUUUAGACAAGGGUCGGCAGUUCCAUGCCGGCUUGCUGCUAUAUGCCGCUUGCGAAAAUAAAAACAAAAAAUGUAUUUCUUCUCUAUCACGACGAUAACGUUUUAGAUUGAAAAUGGCAAAAUUAAUUGUGUACAUUGCUAUCGAUCCAAUCUUGCGUAUGUAAAAAACACUAUCGAAACGGCGGGCAAGAAUUUCCCUCAAAAGGAACAAACUUUUGGUCAUGCUAUAUGGAGCUGCUGUGUUCGGCGACUCCUCUGUCUGUGAUUCACGAUAAAAUGGAAAUAAAUUGUGAGCAGAGGCCGAAAAUUCUUGCCCCGAGCUUUGUAUAAAUCUUAACUUGAUUGUUGCGAGUAGUAAUGUAAAAACAAAACAGGCACGAAUGCAAGUCGCAUGUUUUUGCAUUAUUUCGUUCUUUGUUCACCAACUACGACAAUGUUCUUUAUAAUCCCACUUCGGGUUAUUUUUCCUUUUUCGUUUGUGGUAUUUAACAAGAGCAAUGUUCUUUCAAAUUAUGCUGAUGUAUGUGAGGUCCCUUAUAUAAAUAAAAAAAGUUAUAAAAAUAA
This is a messenger RNA of Cloeon dipterum, 2836 nucleotides long. RefSeq names its product doctor no (gene drn). Gene Ontology annotation, molecular function: DNA binding; zinc ion binding. The record is from RefSeq and is a predicted model, not a curated record. Bases 409 to 1014 code for a protein of 201 amino acids. The transcript has 4 exons. NCBI's taxonomy places the organism in Eukaryota, Metazoa, Arthropoda, Insecta, Ephemeroptera, Baetidae.